Messenger RNA from Astyanax mexicanus (Mexican tetra), 4345 nucleotides. RefSeq names its product mitochondrial fission regulator 1 (gene mtfr1). Gene Ontology annotation, cellular component: mitochondrion. Gene Ontology annotation, biological process: aerobic respiration; mitochondrial fission. Lineage: Eukaryota; Metazoa; Chordata; Actinopteri; Characiformes; Acestrorhamphidae. The record is from RefSeq and is a predicted model, not a curated record. Bases 230 to 1204 code for a protein of 324 amino acids. The transcript is spliced from 8 exons.
CCACACCCGCCAGCGCACAGGUUUGGGAAAACUCCGUUAGCAACCUUAACAACUCAGCUAAGUGGAAAAGUAUGGAGUUUUGGAGCUAGUUUAACAGCUAAAGAUGGUCUCAGACUCCGCCGACCAGGCAUUCUGAAACCCAGAUGAGGUGUGUAAUCAGUUGCUGAGGUGAAAAUGACACAAAAUACGAGUAUGACCAAGAGCCUGGUUUGAUUACAUCAGUCUGAGAAUGAGCAAGAAUCAUGCUAGGAUAGAAAUGGACCUGGCUUUUGGAUCAGCUAAGCCUUAUGGAUCCUCUAGAAGUAUUGUUAGAAGAAUAGCUACAACCCUCCCUCUGGCACCCUGCCCUCGUGUCCACUUUCAGCUUAGUUCGUUUUCUAUUGGAGCUGGGCCAGGUAUUCUUAACACUUCCCGGGGACAAGGUGGGCUUGUAGCAUCACUAGCUGAUGUAGGUUGGAUCGACCAAGAGGAAAAUUAUGUGUCUGGCAGUAAUGGGUGGGAGGCGGGCUCAGGGCUGGCGUUUCGCCAUCAGCAGCGGCCAACCCUCCGGCGCCAGCGCUCCUUACCCAGCAUGCAUCGAGCACAACCUGCCCCACAGAGCCAGACAGUGGUCAAUGACGAGGCCAUUCAGAAGAUUAAUGCUCUGGAAAAUGAGCUUGCAAAACUCCGAUCCCAGAUCGCUCAGAUUGUGCAGGCACAGGAGCUAAGUGCACACGCUGGGGCCCCAGCUCCAGGUGGUCCUCCAGCACCCUCAGCACCUCCUCCUCCACCCCCUCCGCCACCACCUCCUCCCCCUCCGCCACCACCUCCUCCCUGCCCCGGCAUGCAGAGGAGCGUUUCUGCAAUCGACUUGAUUAAGGAAAGGCGUAGUAAGAAGUCUGAUCAGACAGUUGUUGACCCGGGACCCAAGCAGCCAGAGAUGCCCAACAUGCUGGAUGUGCUGAAAGACAUGGGGAAAGUGAAGCUUCGUUCCGUUAAGAAUCUCCCUGAAGAAGGCCAGUCUAAACCCAAGCCCAGUGAACCUGUAGACCCUGCUGCUCUCAUCGCUGAGGCAUUGAAGCGCAAGUUUGCACACCGUUACCGUAACGACAGCGAGUGCGAGAGCAAUUUCAGCCUCCCUGCUCGAGAGUCAAAACCCCACUCAGAUGCUCCUGUGUUUGGACAGCACAUGUUAAAAUCAACUGGAAAGAAAAAACUCGUCUAGGUGGUGGACAGGUUAGCUGCUAUACAGUGUGGUGAUGUCACUCACAGAUAUGCCUUAUCCUCUGAACUGAAUGCUAAAGCAGUGUCUUGUGUGUAAAUACGAACCGGCACAUAGCUAGCAAAACACUAAGUGGUCAGUCUGUUUUUUUUUUUUUUCUUCGUUUCUUUGCUGCAUAAAACACCAGCAGCAUAGCAUAUCUAUGUAAUCUGUGGGUAUUAUACUGUCAAAGUAGGCUAUGUAUCAGUGUACUAGUUCUUUGUAGUACUUUUUCUUAUUUAUGCCAAGUCUUUCCAAAGUUUUGACCAAGAGUGUUUGAUGUACUUUUAUGUACAUUUGUAUGUACUUUUGUGAUUUUAUUUGUGUUUUAUGUUUUAUCUGUUCAGUCACAGUUCAGAUUAAGGUUAAGGGAAAGUAAUGACAGAACACCUACCAAAGUGUGUGGAUUGUGCUGAUGAACACCCUUGGUGUAUAUAUAAAAAUGGAACUAUGAAACUAACACUAUGGAACAUGUUGCCUCUUGAUUUAGUUAUGUGGCAGAGAAUGAGCACUUUCUACAAUUUUGUUUGCUACAGUUCAGAGCUGUUUGUAAGCUUAGUCUUAAUUUAUGUUGGGAUUUUAUUUAUAUUUUAGUUAUUAAUAAUUUAGUCUUUUAUUAAGUUGUCACUUGAAUUAUGUAGUAGCUGCUUGUUUCAAGUUGGGAAAAUUGUUCCUUUUAAAUGCUUUAAAUUAGGAUAAUUAUUUUGUACUGUGUUAUUUACACUAACAAUAACAUCUAGCAUCACAAGUUAAUGAGAUUUGUAUGUUCUUUUAUUUUUUGUUUUGCCUUGUUUUCUCAGUAUAGCAGAUGUGCACGUCUUGUAGAGGUUUAGGUUGAUUAUGUAAUUACAACAUGCUAUUGGUAUGCUAUAAAUCAUUCAUUGUCUCAGACAGUUCCUUUGUGGCUGAAUGCUGAAGACCCCAGUGUGUUAUAGUAAACAAGAUGGGUAAAAUUAUUAAUGCCAUCUUUGCAUUAAAAACUAAAAUAUAAAUCCCUAGAUAAUAUAUAGAGCAAUAAGUUCAUGUGCACACAUCAGAAAAAAUGCUCCAAUUCUGUUUUCUUGCCAAAUCCAAUAUAUAUUUUUUUAAAUCAUUUAUUUAAAUAUAUAAUAUUAAUAUAAUAUAAUAUUAUAAUAAUAAUAUUACAUUGGCAAAUAUAAUAAUAUUUGCCAAUGUGUCUUAGCAGUUCAUGCUCCUAUACUGAUGUGCAUAAAAUUAAAAAAAGGGCAAGACAGGACAACCAUAUUCCCACACAGAUGAAAUGUUGUCUCUGCCUUUAACUCAUUUAUGCAGUGAACAAACACACAUGCACACUAGUGAACAUGCACCCAGGGAGCACUGAGGGAGCAGGGCCCAACAGUGGCAGUUUGCCAAAUCCAGGCAUCAGACCCACAACUUCAUCUUCUGUGGCACUGUGCUCUAAGUGUUGAGUCACUACUGCUCCAGUUUGUCGUUUGUGUAAAGUUUUGAUUUUUAUCUUUAUUAGCAUUACUGGAGUAAUCAGGGAGUUCCAGAAGCACAACUUGCUAUUUAAAAGGCACAUAGUUCUACCCAGAAAUUUUGUUUGUGUCUUUACUUUCUUUAAACUUUUUUUUUAUAUAUAUUUUCUUUUGAUGCUGCAGCAAUGUCCUGUGACCCCGAUCAGGCAUUAUACUGGGCAUACAUUAUGGAAGUAGAGAAACAGUGCAUUUUACUCAAGCCCUUCUAUUUUUUGUUGAAAAUAAAUACCCUAAGUAUUUGGGAAAGUUUUCCCCUUCAGACAAAUUAAAUACAUUUUAGAAUAAAGGCCCAAAUCAGAAUGAAAAAUAUCAGGUUCGGUUUGUUGUGAUAUUUACACUACCACACAUGAUGUCACAAUAUGAUUGGAUUUGUUUUUCAUUGACUCCAAUCAGGUGGGUCUCGUCAAGCCCCAGGUACUAAACUUUCUCUGGUCCUGUGGUGAUUUUAUUGCCCCUGGAUGCAAGACUGUGACACAGAAUGUGUCUUCAGUUAUUAGGUUAUUUUCAGACUACAGGCUAUUCGGAUUUGUUGCUGAAAUCAGACCUGUUGCAAUGACUGUCCACACUUGUUUGCAAGUGAUCAGAUCAGACUUGCAUGUCCAGACCACAACUUUUGAUGCUCGUUUUGGAUGCCCGAACUUCCACCUGUCUGGAUUUGGUGUACUUGUGUUUGUCCUGUUGUGACGGACUCAAAAGACACAUUUAAAGUUCGAUUUAAGAAGCCAAACAGGAUGCAUCUGUAGAAAUCACAUUAUAGUCGAUAGUAGAUUUCAAAUCACCUUUAAAGGUUUUGCAAAUAUUACAUUUUAUCUGGUUUCUGGCUGUCCAAACAUUUUUUUUAAAUCAAUCUGUAUAAAAUCCAAAUAUACCAAAAAUUCGAUUCUGUAGCACCAUAGCCUGGUAGUUGAGCAUGUGUGCAUGCAGUAAAUGUGCAGUGUGCUAUGUCUCUAAAAAGGAGAGUUUUAAAGUGUAUGUGAAUGAAUUUCCAUGGGGACAUUAAGGAGUUUGGCUGUUUGCUGCAGUCAUCGUGAAGAAGGCCAGUCCUGAAACAAGCCCAGUAAAGCUGCACAGCCUGCUGCUCUCAUCACUGAAGCAUUAAAGAGCAAGUUUGCACCACCUCAGUCCUCACCGAUGUGUAUUUAAUACUCCCUGUGUUUGUUUGCUUGUCUGUUAUGCUUUCAUGCACUCACAUGUGGACUGCUGUUUGUCUUGUUACUGUUGCUUAUGCCUGUAUGUGUUCCCUUUCUUUUGAUUGUUUUUUUUUCAGUUUUUACAUCCCUCUUCUUCCACUUUAUAAAAACAAUUUGAGAUAAAUAAUUACGCUGUAGUACAUUGUAAUAUAAUUAUGCAAUUGGUACUUUCAGAACUGUUAUUGUAAAACUGCAAAAUGAUCCGGUACUUAAGAGUGUGUUUGAUGCCUUAGUAAUUCAUUAGACUAACCUGAGGAACAAAGAGGAGAAUUAAGGGUAACAAGUUGUUUUGGUUAAAUGCAUGUUUAAUGUAUGAAACUACAUGGACAUAUAUAUUUCUUGUUAGUCAAUGCUGUCAAACUGGAAGAUUUUUAGAUUUUUGUUUGUUUUUUUUGUAAAUAAAUUUGAUAAAUGUU